Molecule: messenger RNA, 4046 nt
Organism: Magallana angulata
Lineage: Eukaryota; Metazoa; Mollusca; Bivalvia; Ostreida; Ostreidae
Exons: 6
Coding region: 913-2268 (451 amino acids)
Biological process (GO): DNA catabolic process
Cellular component (GO): cytoplasm
Molecular function (GO): nucleic acid binding; 3'-5'-DNA exonuclease activity
Source: RefSeq, a predicted model, not a curated record
AUAGGAAUGUAAGAACUGUUUAAAACAAAUUUAAACUGGAUAGAUUUCUUAAACUUAAAAUUGAUAUUUAUAGUUAAAAGCGAAUGGGGUUGGUGAGGGUUCAACUCUUGAAGAAAAGGAAAAGUCAAUACUUAGGACAGAUUAUGUCGAUGUUUGAUAAGUGUAAAGCCAAUACAUUUCUUUUAUGCAUCCAGAGUCAUUGAAUCUAGGGCUAUUAUGGAUCGGAUACCUUAAGAGAAAAGAGUGUAUAAAAUUCAGGACAUUUGUAAAUAUUUUAGAAAUUGAUGAAACAUGACACUAGAUAUAUAAUACUCAUUUUGUCCUGUAUAAUACAUUCUGUGAUUCAUGUAUAUUUGUGUUUAAGGAAAGCAACAUGUAAUUUAUUUAAAACAUUUUCACAUAUAAUUACCAUAUCUGUCUGUCCUAGCUGUAAAUGAACUUUGAAAAGGUUUAGAAGGUUAAAAAAUCUUGGUUAUAUUGAUAUUUAACUUUAACUUUUUAAUUUUAGGGCAUGCAACCAUGAUUGGUACUAGAACAGGAAAGGUGGUCGGAUACAGUGUUCGGACCAAAUCCUGCCGUGUGUGCAGUCAUGCAUCUAAGACAGGGACUAAUCCUCAGCCACAUGACUGUAAACAGAACUGGAAUGAAAGUGCGAAAGCUAUGGAACAGGAUAUGGUAGUGGAAAUGGUUAAGGAAAAGAAGCAAGCUGGAAUACGUAUAGCAGCCAUUGUCGGAGAUGACGAUGCCACAACCAUAUCUAAACUACACCAGACUGUUGACCCAAAUAUUAAGAAGAGGUCUGACAAAAACCAUUAGAAAAAGAAUCUGUCAAACAGCCUCUAUGUCCUGAAACAAACCUACCCAUCUUUAUCAGUUAGGGUAAUCAGGUACAUUCAAAAAUGUUGGGCAUAUAUGGUUGCUCAGAACAAACACAAUCCUGCUGGAGUUGAAGUUGGUUUGGAUGCAAUGUGGAGACAUCCGUUCGGAGACCAUUCUUCUUGUUCGGACUGGUGUACACAUAAAGAAGAUCCCCAUAAGCAGUGCAAACAUCUUCCAUUUGGCCAAUGCCUAACAGACAAAAAUCUACAGGAAGCUCUCGCUGGUAUCUUCAAGAAGUACAAAAGCCAUUCGAAGAAGAUAGCUGAACUAGGUUCAACACAGGCCAAUGAAAGCAUUAACAACUCUAUAGCAUCUAAAGCUCCUAAAAGGUUGCAUUUUAGUGGAUCUGCCAGUCUCAACUAUAGAGUUUCAGCCGCUGUAGCCCAGAAAAAUAUUGGUCACACUUAUGUUUCCAAGGUAAAUGCCAGAAUAGGUUUAUCCCCAGGUUCCUACACCCAACGGUUGGCAGUCUUGAGAGAUCUUCAACAUAGGAAGAGAACAGCAUUGAACACAACAAGAGCUGCCAAGAGGAGAAGACUAGAACUAAAAGCUAAAAGGUUGCAGAAGAGCUCUUGUCAGGAAAGUAGAGAGGGAAAGACAUAUUCCCCAGAGGUUGAUGUGUGUGGAGAGGAAGCAGAUCUUACAUUUAUUCCUCCUCCCUGUCCCUCCCCAGUCAGAGUGCCAGUAAAUAUUUCAUCAGAACAUGUUCCAGUUUACUUUGAUUUGGAAACAACUGGAUUAGCAAGGACUUCCCACAUUACCCAAAUAGCUGCUGCAGCUGGAGAGUUACAUUUCAGUUGUUAUGUUUUUCCAAGAAUUGCCAUUAGCUCUCAGUCUGCGAGUGUCACUGGCAUCUCUGUUAGAAAUGGAAUCAUGUACCAUCAUGGCAAAAGAGUCGAUUCAAAGUCCAUAUCAACUGCAGUUGAUAUGCUUUUAGAUUUCUGCCAAACCUUUCAGAAGAAAAUAAUUCUAGUUGGACACAAUGUGGAGUCUUUUGAUUCUCCCAUUCUUAUGUAUGCAUUAGAUAGAUGUAAAAAGUUGGAAUCUUUUACCAAUAUUGUUGAUGGGUUUUUAGACACCUUGAAGUUUUUCAGAAUUGAGAGACCAGGUCUUUCAUCAUACAGACAAGAAUAUUUAUGUAAAAAUCUUGCAGGUAUAGAUUAUGAUGCCCAUGAUGCUUUAAGUGAUGUCCUUUCUCUCCAGUCCUUGAUAAACUUUCUGAAUAUUGGUUUAGAAAAUGUAAACGCCAGGACAGCAUCGUUAACUUCUGUAAGUGCUGUAGACUUUUACAGAUAUUCAAAUGUUGUGCAAUCCAACUUGCCAUCUUUACAGCCUUUAAUUGGUCAGAAAAUAAUAAGCUGUCCAAUUGCAAAAAAAAAUUGCAGGUAGUGGAUUACAGUUGAAACAUCUUGAACUUGCUUACUCUAGAGACCCUGUUGAGGGAAUUUAUUCUUUGUUUAGUGAACAGUGUGGAAAGUCUGUCCGAGUAUCCAAGUCAAGAAAGGUCACAGGCAAAAUUGUUGAAUAUUUUGCAUCCUUGAGGGAAAGUUAAACAUGUAAUGCUUAAAAAAUCAAGCUUUGUACAUUAUUUUUUUUUUUGUCAAAGAUGAUUUCUAGUGUUACAGUAUGGUGUGAUCAAGUUUUUUUGUUACAAAAAUAUUGAAACAAGACUAAUGAAAUCUACAUUUGUAUUUGAUAAAAAGCUUCAAUUUUAGAUGGAUUUCUCUCACAUUUGCAUUUGAUAUUUUGUACACAUGUUAAUUUGGGCUUAAUGAUCGAUUUCUACUCUCAAUAUAUUUUUUUACAUGUGUGUAUUUUGAAUUAAGUUAAUUUCAAUCUUUCUGUGAUCAAUGAUGUGAUUAAUUCCUUCAAUAUGUAGAGAAGAACAUUUUGUUGCUACACUGUAUGAUGCCUUGAAAUUAUAUGAAAGUAUGAUAAUAUAAUGUAUGAUGCAUGCAUAUUGAAUAUUAUUGUUGUUAGAAAUUGAAUAAACUGUCAUGUCAAUUGCUGAAAAGAAGAAUGUUUGGUUAAUAUAUUUAGAAAAUUCGACACUUAUGCGAAACAGAGGAAAUUCAAGUUAAUUUCGUAAAAAACAGUAUAAUUAAGUACAAAAUUUUGCGUUUUUAAAUUUUUUUUUUGAUAAAUAUCAUUGUUGCUAUUGUUCAUUUUAUGCAAAACCAAAUGAAUAAUGAGAAAAAUAACUUUUUCAGUCUCUUUCCUACUUGGAAGGAAAAAAGUCAGAGAAAAUUCGAGUUAAAUAGAGAAAAUUUGGAUUAUCUUUUUUAAAUGACCAUAGACCCACAUUUUCUUUUAUCUCAUUUUAUAGAGUUAUGAGUGACCUCUCUAUGUGCAGUAUAUCUUAAAAAGUUAGAGACUUUUUAUUAAAAAAUUUAAUGGUACAAUAAUCCACUAAAAUUGAGGAAAUUAAAAAAUUAGGGAGGGUUACUAUGAUUUAUUUAUUUAUUUUUUUUUAAAGUGGAAACUUAUCAAACAGCAGGAUUUAUCAACCAAUGCCAUUUUGUGAUACAAUAUUCAUGAUGUAAUUCAAAUAUUUAGUUGUUCUGUUUAUUUUUUAUCCAUUGAAAAAAAGAGGUUACCUAUCAUGCUGUGAGAACUAAGAAAUCACAUAAUAUGAACCACUGUCCUCUUUGAAGCAUUGUCAUGCAAAAUCUAACACAUAUACAUCGUCUCUAAAUAUCAUGAAUUUACAGUAAACUGUUAUAUAAAGAUAAUAAAACUUGAUUUGUGAAAAGUUAGAGACUUUUAAUAUCAGGAUCCAACCCCCUUAAUGUGCACCUCAUUUGAAAUGGAUUCACUUUCUGAAUUAAUAAAAUUAUUAUUGAGACAGAAAAAAAAAUGUUUUCUGUGGCAAAUAUAUUUGUUGAACCCAAAUUAGGAAUAUAUGGGCAUUGUUAAUAAACCUUUAUAUAAGCUUUUUUGAAUAUCGCUUUUAAAGGUUCAGUACCUCAAACAAUACUACUCAUAUAAAAAAUGCCCUCCCUCUCAAAUUGUGGUCUUCUUAAAACCGAAAAGAUUAUAGUGUGUAUAAAUAUUUUUUUCCAAUUCGCCUGUUUCUGUAUGAUGUUUUUUUUCAUUGAUAACAGCAUAGAGCGUUCUUCAAUAUAGGUUAUUGUUGAAUGUAUUUCUAGGUAAAUUGGUCACUCCUU